UGACUUGCGAGUACAGUGCAGUACAGUACGCAGUGUACAGUGUGGUGUGGUGGUGCUUCCUGACGGUAUUGUCUGCUACUCGGUACAACAACGAUUUAUUUCUCAUAACCACUGAUUGGUUUCUAUUUGUAGGAGUACAAGUAAUAGGGAACAUGGAGUGGAGUCUUUUCCAAGCAAAUAAUCUAAAACCGAUAUCUGUGAUCUUUGUGGUUCUCUUUUGUCACCUACAAGGGACCUGGUGCUUAAGUAAAGUUCAUCUACAUGUUCCGGCUGCAGUCAUGUCUGGAGAUGAUCUUACAUUGGAUUGCACUUAUACUCUGAGCCAUGAAAAGAUUAACUCCAUUAAGUAUUUUCUGGGUGGCGAGGAGAUCUAUGAAUAUAAUCCGAACAAAAAUCCUAAAUACAAAACCUACAUUGUGAAUCUCGGUACAAAUUUGUGGGGAAAUCAAUCUAUGACACUGAGGAAAGUAAAUGGAAAAUACACUGGUCUCUACAAAUGUUCAAUUCUCACAGAUAGUAUAGUGGAUGCAGAGGAAGACUCUGGUUCAGUUACAGUUGUUGACAAACCACUGGAAGCUCCAAAAAUUGACGUAGAAGAAAACGGCUUCCAAGUUGGAAAGGUGCUAAAAGCCAACUGCACAUCCAUAGGUGGCUACCCCCCGGCGAACCUUACUUGGCUUGUAAAUGGCGAGAAGGUGGCUUCCAAUGGUAUUAGCGGUCCCAAACAGUAUGUAGAGGACGGGGAAGUAGAUAUAUCUGUGAGUGAGUUGAUGUUGCCAAUAAUGAUCGCACCUCGCAGUGGCCACAUAAAGCUGACGUGUACAGCCACUCAGUACACAUUGUACAGCGUUUCUACGGAUUUACAAGUGGAUCUCAAGGAAGUAACCGUUUCAUCUUCAACUAAACUAAUGAACAUGUUUCUAGGCGUGAUGAAAGGUAAAGGAAAUGUAUUUAUUUCAGCUGUAAUGGCGUCUUCUAUAUAUCUCUUACACAUCAUUCAUUGAUGAUUUCCUUAAUAAAGGACUCAAAAAAGCUUGUGAUGCAUUGAAUGUUAAAACAUGGGUUGAUUUAUAUUAAGAAACUUUGCUUCGAAGAAAAUUUGUCAAUAUAUUUAUAGAUACUUUAUAUUUUGCCUAAAACUGUAAAACUACUAUGCAGAGAACAUAUAUGUAUACUUAAAGA
Messenger RNA from Homalodisca vitripennis (glassy-winged sharpshooter), 1182 nucleotides. Its product is annotated as fasciclin-3-like. Lineage: Eukaryota; Metazoa; Arthropoda; Insecta; Hemiptera; Cicadellidae. The record is from RefSeq and is a predicted model, not a curated record. The coding region runs from base 153 to 1004 and encodes 283 amino acids. The transcript has 7 exons.